Molecule: messenger RNA, 1032 nt
Organism: Aspergillus steynii IBT 23096
Lineage: Eukaryota; Fungi; Ascomycota; Eurotiomycetes; Eurotiales; Aspergillaceae
Exons: 1
Coding region: 1-1032 (343 amino acids)
Source: RefSeq, a predicted model, not a curated record
AUGUCGCAGUGCACGUGGCAUAUCCACUCCCCAGAGCGCAACACCCUGCUGUUGGCUCUCAAGAAAGCCCUGAACGACAGACCUGUGGCCGCCCCUUUCUGGGCUUGUCUCCAGGUGUGCGAUCUGGAGAAACUCGCUGAACUAGUGGACAUGGCAAAGGUCACGCCCGAGCCCAUAUUCGAACUGCUAGAAAAAAGCUGUCUGUCCAUUCCUCUCAACUGGAUGGAAUUGCUGCCCUAUGGAGACUUCGCCGAUGCGCCUCCUCCAGACGAAACAACCGAUUCGAUCUCCGUGGCACACAGGCUCACCCUAGAGAGGGAUCAAACGACGUGUCUUCUCUCGAGGGACUACAGCUUGGAUAUAGUCAACGUUGUCCCCGUCAGCUUGGUGAAGUGCCAUACCCACAACCCGACGGACGAAGCGAUUCCGGAGUUCUGGCAAAUGCUGAGCUUCUUCUUCACCAAGGACCGUAUCGCAAAGUGGAAGCUGGCUAUCCCGGGCGUCAAUGAUAACGUCGCAGGCUGUCGGAAUCAGCUAUGUGUGGCAGCGCGGAUCAAAUGGCGGUGGAGAUCCGGUCUGCUCGCGGUGAUGCCGGUCGAUUUCGCGGACGAGAAUACGCUGGUGGCGGACUUCUUCUGGCUAGAAAGACCAAAGCACUGUCGCUCCCAGUUGAUCGAUAUUCUUCAAACCCCACACGUCUCCGAAGAGCCCUUCGGCGUCAAGGGGUGCAGGGGCAUCUGGGUAUUUGACCCUGACCAGGAACCUGUUCCUCUUCAAGAUGAAGACGUGUUUUACAUCAAGACGCAUGAUCCAAUCACCCACCCUCUUCCCAACUUCGAAUUGCUUGAAAUGCACUGGCGACUGAACCGAAUCGUGUCAAUGUCGGGAGCUGGGACGAUCUAUGACACAUGUGGUCCGAUCCGUCGCAAUAGUAUGGAUCCCCUCGGUCAGCCCCGGGCUAGACAGUUCCUCAGUGAGCCAAUAGAUGAUAGCCUCAAUCUCGAGGAGUUGCCUAAUACUCAAUCCGCUUGA